This is a messenger RNA of Drosophila guanche, 1606 nucleotides long. RefSeq names its product LEM domain-containing protein Bocksbeutel. Lineage: Eukaryota; Metazoa; Arthropoda; Insecta; Diptera; Drosophilidae. The coding region runs from base 67 to 1317 and encodes 416 amino acids. The transcript has a single exon. The record is from RefSeq and is a predicted model, not a curated record.
UCAGUUGUCAUUGAUAAUUGUGACGACAUUGCUAUUUUUGUUUUGUUUUUCACAACUACUGGAAAUAUGUCGGACCUCUCGUAUCUGGAGACAAUCUCCAACAAGGAGCUGCUGGCCAAGUGCGUGGAACAUGGUCUGCCCAGUGUUCCGGUGACCGACAGCACUCGCGCUGUCAUCAUUCGUCGUUUGCGCGCCACCAUUUUGGGCUCGCCCUUGAACAAGCGCAAAACUGCUGUCUCGGCAACAAAGCAGCAGCCAGCGGCUCCUAGGCGUGAAACCAUACACGGCAGCAAGGUGACGCCUGCAGCGGAGAAUGUGAGACGCACAGCAGGUAAAAGUCCAAGCCGCAUUGCCAGCAGCAGCAUCAGCACCAACAACAACAACAGCAAGCAGAAUGAGCGCAGUCGUCGCACGGUUGCCCAUGGCUUGGACAAUACAUCCGACUCGGGGCGCUCUGUACAGACAACAACCACCGUCUCGGAUGUGGGCUCCCAGUCGGAGGACGAUGACUAUUAUGUUGUGGAUUCGCCAGUCGCCGCACGAUCCUCGAAUUUCCAGCAAACGUCUCCCAAGCGCGACGAUCUACGCCGGUCUUUGUCGUUGACCAAGUCUGGAGUGCUGACCACAUCGUACACGCGUGAGGUAGAGCAGCCGCACUAUGAUCGGCAGGAGGAGGACAUACCCAAAAGCCACAACUAUGAGCGUGCGCCCUUGAACACACUGCCCAGCUACGUGCCGCGCAUCGAUCCACCCUAUAGACGCCCCAUGAACCUGGAUCUGGCGGCUCUAUCCAGGACGCAGAACGUACAGACGCAGCUGAACUCGACCAGCUAUCAGGAGGAUUUAGGCUACAGCCAGUCGCAGUCCAUUCGUUCCCCACGGAACACAUUCAGCGGCUCGGCCAAGCCUUUUGGCGUAGCGGCUGCUAGUCAGCCCCGCCAGCGGCAGAGCGGGCCAACUGUUGGCUUUAGACAGCCACUCCAACCGAGGACACCCAUGAACACGCUCUAUCCGACACUGAACCAGUUCUACGAUGAACCGGACAACAACGCCCAACCCAUGGAAACCGACAGCGAAUCGGAGGCAGAAGAGCAGCCACAGCUGCGCAGCAGCCACCUCUCGCAUUUGCGCUCAUCGCCACUGGCACGUCCGCCACUGCCAUCCAGGCAGAAGCAAGUACAAGUCUCGCCCAUGGCACAGUUCCGUGAGCUAUUCCGCUCGCUGGAUCGUCAGUAUCAUCUCAAGUUUUACUUCCUCCUGUGUGUGACGGUGAUGGUGGCCACCAUGAUAUAUGUAGCCCUGUCGCCCGCUGUUUGAGGUGGAUCCUCUGCAUUUCGGACUCUUAAUAUUAUUAAUAAACAGAAAAAAACAAAAAAAAAGACUUGCAUUAAAAUGUUAAAACGGGAACUGGCAUUCGGAUCGAUCGAGAGAGGAAUUAAAAAUUUGUGCGGAUUUCGAUUUACGACACAGGAUACGGACAGGAUAGAGUUCAAUCGCCAAGUCUUUUAUUUCUUGCUUUGCUUAUGAUUUUCGCUUUAUACAUAAUUAGAAAAAUGUACUACAUUAUAAUUAUUUGUAUUAAAUAAACUAAUUAAAUGUAAGUGUU